Astyanax mexicanus (Mexican tetra) is the source of this 14200-nucleotide messenger RNA. RefSeq names its product A-kinase anchoring protein 13 (gene akap13b). Lineage: Eukaryota; Metazoa; Chordata; Actinopteri; Characiformes; Acestrorhamphidae. Bases 194 to 8935 code for a protein of 2913 amino acids. The transcript has 40 exons. The record is from RefSeq and is a predicted model, not a curated record. Gene Ontology annotation, cellular component: membrane; actin cytoskeleton. Gene Ontology annotation, biological process: positive regulation of canonical NF-kappaB signal transduction; adrenergic receptor signaling pathway; regulation of Rho protein signal transduction. Gene Ontology annotation, molecular function: MAP kinase scaffold activity; guanyl-nucleotide exchange factor activity.
UGCCCCAAAAAACAGGAUUUUUAACCGCGAUUAGACCAAACCCAGUCCAGUCCGAGGAGAAGAGCGGCUCUGGAGCGGAUAGGCGCUGUUUAACCCGUGCUGGAGAGUGGUGUGUUGGUGGGUGAGAGGGUAUGAGUGUUUCUGAAAGGCAGCAGGAGGAUCUGAGCACGGCGGACCCCGAGUGGCCAAUGCCAUGAAACUGAAUCCGCAGCAAGCUCCGUUAUACGGGGAGUGUGUGUUAACGGUUCAGCUGAAUGAUGAAGAAUGUGUGGAGGAUGAGGAAGUGGAAUUUUACCUGCUGUUUGCUGGAACAACUCAGAGACACCUGACCACCACACUGAGGGUCAGCCAUGUCACACUGCAGGCUGUGUGUCCAGCUCACAACUGUGGGGAGACUGUGCAGGUCACUCUGUGCCAGGCUCGACCCGGUGGCUUGGUGGACACCGUGGGUGAAGACCGGUUCCAGUUUGUGCAGGACCUUGCCCUGGACAUGGCCCAGUUCCUGCUGAGCGCCUCUGGUCAGCGGGACGGGCUGGAGGGGGCUCUGCUGCUGGACGAGUGCCAGAUCCCCCUGCAGGAGUGUGAGAGACUGGACGAGACGCUGGCCCUCGCCCUCAGACACAUCCCACUACCACCCGGCUGGAGUGUACUCGGCACAGACAUCAACACACACUCCAACACAGCAGAUCCUGGACCCCAUGAGACUCUGCUGCACUUUGCGGCGCGGCGUGGUCUGCGGAGGGUGGCACUGUUCCUGCUGCAGCAACCGGGCGGCCAGGACGCCCUGAGACACCCAAACAAACAGGGACACACACCUGCAGGAGUAGCACACAAAAGAGGACACUCUCAACUGCAGCACCUACUCUCAGAGCUGGAAGAAUCGCCUCGGUUCGAAACCAAAGCAGCCAGGCCACGUUUCCCUGGAGGCAGAGGAUUCCUCCACCACCCCAAGCUGAACACCUUCACACUGACUGUGGACAGCGAUACGGAUACUUCCCCGCCGGACCUGCGGACAGAUGUGGAAGAGCUCCAGCGCUUCAUUAAGUCUCACCCGCAGGAGAAGGGGCUUUCUCUGAUCGAGGAGCAGCAGCCUGUUUCUCUGAUUCUGAGCAAUGAUAUCUUUGACGGCUCUCAGAAAGCUGCGAGAACUUCCUGCCCUGGACCCUCCCUGCAAAACCUGCCGGUGUGCGAGCAUCAAGAAGCCGAGGCAGUAGCUGAGAGAGAAAACGGAGAGCUCCUCAACGGCACUGGGGAUUAUACCCAAUUGGAACAGCUGGAGAAGGUGGUGGAACUGGAGAGUUCGGCUGGUGAGGGUGUGUGUGUAGAGGGCAGGGUGCAGAGUGGAGACAUCAGUGGCACUUCCCGUGGAGAACUACAGCAGGAGGAAGCAGAUAGAGAGGUGUGUGUAAUCACAGCGGAGCAGAAAGAGCACUUUUCAAACACAACACACAAUAAACCCCAAUCUGGCAACUCUGAGGAGGCAGCUAUGGGCCAGUCCCAGGGGCUCCUCCCCUCAGAAACGAAGCACGGAUCUGAAAAGAGUGAGGAAAGCAGGAGACGGGACUUACCAAAGGAAAAGGAAGGAGAAGCUAGCAGUGGUCAGGAAACUGCAGACUUGAGCACAUUGCAGCAAGGCGUUUUAGAGGAAGGUGGUCAAAAGCACAGCGAGAAGCAGGCAGACGGUUGCUGUGUUGAAACACAGGCAAGUUCUGAACAUUUAGGAGCAAAUCAGGGACUAAUCAAUCAAGGACCUCUAAACGUGAACGCGGAGAACAGUUUUGAUGGUGUUUUGAAGGACGACAACCAAAACUCAAGCAAGGUGAGGACAGAAGGCAGCCCAGAGGAAAAUCCUAUACAUUUCAGCCCUGGUUUUGUUGAACAUUCGGAAGUUAUUGCCUCCAAAACAGGUAAUGAAAUUGUGGGCUGUUCAGAAAACAGGAAUGACUCUGCUGGUAGCCCAGAGGAAGAUACAGGAAACCACUGUGCAACAAUAGAAGCGGACAAGGGCAAAGGUUUUAACGUUUUAGAAACGGAUUCUGCUUUGGAUUCUAUUAGCUUACGGCCAAACAUGGCGCCAGGACCCGUUCACAAAGUCCGGCGUGAAUCAUCACCGCUCCCAGAUUGCCGGAAACCUGAGGAAACUGUGGUGGAGGUAACGGAAAAUCCAGGAGACCCAGCGGAACAGGACCAGCAGAUCAAUCAAAUGACCGUUUCUCCAGCUGCAACUGCAUCAGCAAGCGUUAGAGAACUCCCUGACGAAGCUGGCUCUUCUGAUGAUGUAGCUGAUGGUGUAAAUGAUGAAGCCGAUGGAUUUAUGGAGUCUGUAGCUGCUGUUUCUUCCCCAGCUGAGGAGGACAAUGGUGAAGUGGCUUCAAUCCAAGUCACUCCAGGUGGGGCACCAUCAUUAGGAGUAAGUGAAGAUGGAGCUGGAGAGAAAAGAGAUGAUAUAAGAUCUUCUUUAGUUGUGGCUGGAGCUCAAGAAAAAUCAUCACAAAUGAGUGAAGAUGCAUCGUCAUCUGAUCAAGCCACAGUUGGUAAAACACAAACCCACAGAAAGGAAGAUGCACCUUCUUCUGACGUAGCUGCUCUUGAAGAAAAGUCACCAGAUGCUGAAGUAGAGGAAGCAUCCCAAAGGAGUGAAGAUCCAUCUCCAUCUGAGUUGACUGCAGUUGAAGAAACAUUAUCUGGGGAAGGUGAAGCUGUAUCUUCUUCUGUUGAGGCUGCAAUUGGAGAAACAUUACCAGAGGCUGCAAAUGGAGAACCAUCCCAAAGACAUGAAGCUCCUUGUGAUGAGACUGCAAAUGAGGAAGCGUUUUCAAGUGGAAGUGAAAAUGUAUCUCCAGCCGCAUCCUCUUCAGAAGGAGAUACAUCAUCACAACAGAGUAAAGAUGCAUUUGAUUCUGCCGAGGCUACUGUUGGAGAAACAUUACUUGGAGAAAGUGGAGACUCAUCGCUUUCUGAUUUGACUGCACUUAUGGAAAAACUGUCAGUAGUAAGUAAAGAUGCGUCUCCUUCAGAUGAAACUGGAUGUGGAGAAACAUCGCCACAAAGAUGUGAAGAUGGAUCCCCAUCUAGUUUGACUGCAGAAAUUGAAGAAACCUCAGCUGAUACUGGAGUUGGAGAAACAUUAUUCCAGAAAAGUGAGGCUGAAUCUCCUUCUGAAGAGUCUGGAGUAACAGGAGCAGUUACAGAAUCAGUAGAAACACCCCCUUCUGAUUUAACCACAGCUGAAAAAGCUUUAUCUGAAGAAAAUACGGAAUUUAAUGAGUCACAACCUGAAACUGGAGUAAUUACGGAUACUCCAGAGCUCACCCAAGGUCUAGAAGGAUCUCAGAGUCCACAGAAUGAAGCACUGUCUGUAGAUCAAACUCAUGAGGUUCCUACACCAGCCUCCAAACCUGAAGAAGUUCCUUGUAAUCCAUUUGAAGCAUCUGAAGCAACAUGUGUUGUAUCUGGCAAUUCUAAAAAAACUAUUCUACACAACCAGCCAGAAGAGUCAAAUAAAGAAAUGGAUCCAGCAGCAUGCGAGAUACCCUUACCCUCAACCUUAACCUCAACCUCUACAUGCGAUUCUAUGCCAAAGGAAAACAGUGCUGAAAUAAUAACGCUUGACCAACAGUCUGAGGUUGUGACCUCUGGGGCUGAAAGCCAUGUUUCUCAGGCCCUAGAGCAGACCGUCAAAGCAAUACACCCAUCCAGUGAUACACACACCAAAUCUGAAGGGUCAAAUGAGACCAGGGAGGAGUGUGUGAGCUCAAAUAUAGCUUCACACGAGGGUGACUCACCUUCAACAUCUCCAUGUGAUUCCUGUGUUUCCAAAGAAGGUAACAUCCAAGGAAUAUCUCUUGACCCCCAGUCUGAGACCUCUAGAACUGAAGGCCUGGUUCCUGACGCUCCCCUGCCGGUCAGUAUUGCUACUGAUAUAGAAUACACCUCCGCUGACUCUAUAUGUGGCUGUUCUUUGGACAACACCUCCACCUCUGACACACUCGGAGCCUCCACCCUGCCUCUGGAGAAGACUCUCCCUCUGGAUAAGGACAAUGGUACAGCCCUGGGUUUGGACACUGGCUCCCCUGUGGAAGUGGACAGUGGUUUGUCCCAUGACCUGCCACCUUCAGACACUGACAGCAGCCCUGGAGGUUUAUGUGGAAGCAACAGCCUGAACGAGGAGAGAAAUCAGACGGAGGGGGAGUGCAGGGGGAAAGAGGAACCACAUGAGGAACAAGUGGCUGAUAACCACAAUGGUUCAGCUGAGGAUGGACAGACUUCUUUAACAGACAUGGAUCAGGCUGCGAUCCACAGAGAGACAGAGGUGUUCUAUCCACUGGAGUCGUGUUCAGAUGAUCAGGAGCAGAAGGAGCCACCAAGUGCUGAAAACAGCAGCACAGGUUGUAGUGUGGAGGCUGUGUGUCGGUCAGUAUCGGCGAGUUCUGUGGUGGAGUCAGAGUCGAUCAGUGAUGGAGACUCGCUGCUCAGCGUGGAAACCACCGACGACAGCGUCUUUAAACAGAGUGAAGACGCGGUCACACGUACUGCAGACAGUACCAGCGGGGUCUCUGUAACCGGGUCCAGUUCUACAGAUGACUCCUCCAGUCUGGAACCCUGUGGUUCAGAGCCACAGUCAGAAGAAGGCAAUGAAGGCACUCUCACACCCUGCUCUGAUCAACCUAUAGGAGGCGUUCUCACACUGAGCUCUGAUCAGCCUGUUGAAGACACCCUCACGCCAGUCUCUGAUCAUCCUGCAGAAGGUGCCCUCACGCCAGUCUCUGAUCAUCCUGAUGAAGGUGCCCUCACGCCAGUCUCUGAUCAUCCUGCAGAAGGUGCCCUCACUCCAGUCUCUGAUCAUCCUGCAGAAGGUGCCCUCACUCCAGUCUCUGAUCAUCCUGCAGAAGGUGCCCUCACUCCAGUCUCUGAUCAUCCUGAUGAAGGUGCCCUCACGCCAGUUUGUGAUCAGCCUGUAGGAGAUGCCUUGAUUCCAGGCUCUGAGCAGCCUGCUGAAGGUGCUCCUCAGACUGCAGGAGAAACUGAGGAAGAAGAGAGGAAGGACCGUCUGUCCGAGGUUCCAGAGCGCUCGGCUAUUCUGCGCUCCUCAGUGCGCUCUCUCUCUCCAUCACGCAGACACAGCUGGGGGCCGAGCAAGAACUCCGCUGGAGAAGCUGAGACGCAGGUCCAGCGCAGUGUGGUGCAGAGUGCAGAUGGAGGGAAACCUGCAGGACACAGGAGAAGUAUGAGCUGGUGUCCCUCAGAUGUUCCCCGUCCAGAGACUGAUGAAAUGAAUGCCAGAAGUUACAGUUUGGAGGGUCUGGCUGAGGGGGACGUGGGGAAGUGCUCUGCUCUGAGACAGGCAGAACCCCAGCAUGACUCCAGCCGACCCGGCCGACUGGACAGUGAGGAGAGGGGGUCACUGGUGUCCCUCACUGAGGAGGAACAGGAGUCUGACAUGGGAGACGCCAGCAGUCUUGACAGCCAGCAGUCAGUUCAGGGUGGAAGGCGCUGUGCUCCACCUCCACCUCUGGCCCUCACCAAGUCCGUCUCCAUGUCGGCCAUUAGCCCGAGGGACCUAGAUGUGAUUGGACGAACUCGACCCAAGCGGCGAAUCAGCUUCUCCUUCAGCGUUUCGCCAAUCCUGGCCAAAUCUAAAACUCUGUUUGCUAUUGGCUCUUCAUCUAGUGAGGAUGAGGAGGCUGCCAAUUUAAAUUCUUUCACGAGAACAGCGGAAUCACUGGAGAACAGUAUAUCCGAGGAGGAUCCGGGUCCUUUGAGGAGUGACAGUUCUGAGGCCCGUGUGGGCGGGACUAAAGUGAGCCGCACUUUCAGCUACCUCAAGAGCAAGAUGAGCAAGAAGAGCAAGGAAAAGGAUCGAGAAAAGAAUAAGGAUGGAAAAGAGAAAGAGAAGAGGAGUUCCAGUGGGCAUCUGUUCAGCUCUGUCUCUACAGUGCCCCCUAGCCCCUGCCUUCAGUGCAGCAAAACCAUCAACACUAAAGACGCCCUGCAGUGUGCAAACUGCAGUGCUCAUAUCCAUAAGGGCUGCAGGGAGGGGCUGCCUGUGUGCGCAAAAGUCAAGAUGAAGCAGCAGCAAACUGUUCCUGAUUCAGCUUCAGGCCCUGGAGUCCCCCUGAGGAGUAAAUCUGUAACAGUGCGAGAGCGACCAUGGUCCACUGUCAUGGCUCCUGAUGACCAGAUGCCUCCUCCUCCCAUCCCCCCACCACGGAAAAGCCCCGGCAUCAUGGCCUUCAACACCAGCCCUCUGUCCAAGAGCAUCUCCAUCAGCAACAUCGCAGGGCAAACAGACGAUGCUCCUCUCAAAGGCCUGAAGUUUCUGUCUCAGUCCACAGACUCUCUGCACAAAGUCAGCAAAGUCAACGAGUCCACGGAGUCGCUCACUGAUGAAGGUGCAGAACUGAUGGAAGGUCAGCUGAUGUGGGACUUUGAAUCAGAUGCAAAGGAGCUGGAGGCUGAUUCCUGGAGCUCAACUAUGGACAAGAAGUAUCUAAAACAGCUCAAGAAGGAUGUGGUCAAGAGACAGGAUGUCAUUUAUGAACUGAUCCAGACGGAGAUGCACCACGUGCGGACUCUGCACAUCAUGGCUGAUGUUUACAGUAAAGGUCUGCAGAAGGAGAUGCAGCUGGAGACGCAGACGCUCGAAAAGAUGUUCCCCGUGAUGGAGGAGCUCCUGGAUGUUCACACAGAUUUCUUCACACACCUGCUGGAGAGGAAGAGGGCGGAGCAAGCUGAGAAAGACGUGCAGGGAGGAUAUAUCAUCCGCAGGAUCGGAGAUGUGCUGCUGGAGCAGGUCACGGGUUUUAAUGCUGAUCGAAUGACGAAAGUUUAUGGAAAGUUUUGCAGCCGCCACAAUGAGGCUGUAAACCUGUACAAGGAGCUACAUGCCAAAGACAAGCGAUUUCAGGCCUUCAUCAAGAAAACAAUGAGCAGUAGCAUCGUCCGGAGGCUGAGUAUUCCUGAGUGUAUUCUGUUAGUGACUCAGCGAAUCACCAAAUACCCAGUGUUAUUGCAGAGGAUCCUCCAGCACACCAAAGAACCGGAGGAGGAGCAGGGGGACACGGCUGAAGCUCUACAGCAGGUGAAGGAGGUGAUAGCAGCCGUGGAUUUGAAGGUGAGUGAGUAUGAGAUGAGACAGAGACUGAAGGAGAUUCACAGCCGCACGGACAGCAAAUCCAUCAUGAGAAUGAAGAGCGGCCAGAUGUUCGCCAAAGAGGACCUCAUUAGAGGGCGGAGACUUGUACAUGAUGGACCAUUGCAGCUGAAGAACACAGCCGGGCGAUUAAAAGAUGUGCAGGCUCUGCUGCUGUCCGACGUGUUUGUGUUCCUGCAGGAGAAAGACCAGAAAUACGUUUUUGCUUCACUGGAUCAGCGCUCUACAGUCAUCUCUCUGAGGAAGCUGAUAGUGAGGGAGGUGGCCAACGAAGAGCGCGGCCUGUUCCUCAUCACAGCGGGGAUGGAGAAGCCAGAGAUGGUGGAGGUUUAUUCCAGCUCCAAAGUAGAGAGGAACACUUGGAUCCAGCUCAUCCAGAACACCAUGCAGUCCAUAGAGAAGGAGGAUGAUGAAGGAAUUCCGAGUGAAAACGAGGAAGACAAGAGACUCCAAGAGGUUAAAGCCAAAGAGAUGAGAGAUCAGCUGCAGAAGAAGGAUGAUCAGAUCGUGGGAUUGUUGGAGGAUAAGGUGCGGUUGUUUCGGGAGCUGUGUGAGUGCAGCCCUGCCGAGGACGCCACGCUGCGCAGCAGGAUGAUGUUCAGGGCCACCCCUGAUGAGGUCACUAAAGGAGAGCCCAUCAUUAGCCAUGCUCUGAAGGAAGUGGAGAAGCUGCAGGAGCUGGUGAACGGUAGUGUGUGUGGAGCGGUGGGUCAGCAGGUGUGUGCGGGUCAGGAGAGUGUGUGUGUGAGCUCUGUGAGCUUACCGCGCAGAGCAGAAACAUUUGGCGGAUUCGACAGCCAUCAGAUGAACAGCUCCAAGACCAAAGAUGGAGAGAAAGAGGAAGCGGAUGAGUCAGUGGACCUCCGGAGAACUGAGUCAGACAGCGUUCUAAAGAAGGGAGGCAAUGCAAACCUGCUGCUACUGCUCAAGAGAAACAGUGAGCAGGUACUCCAGAGUGUCACUCGUCUUCAUGACCUUUUAAACACAUUACAGGCCGUGGUCGUUCAGCAGGACACCUUCAUUGAGGACCAGCGUCAGGCUCUAAACGAUCGCUCCUCCCGACACCCCUCAGUCUCCUCGUCCUCAUCGUCCUCGUCUUCCUCGCGGCCCGCGUCUCUGAUCGAGCAGGAGAAGCAGCGGAGUGCCGAGCGUCUGAGGCAGGAGGCGGAGGAGAGGAGGCGCAGGCAGAAAGAGUGGGAGCAGAAGGAGAAAGAGGUGCAGCAGAGAGAGGAGCGCUUAAAUGCCCUGGAGGAGGAGAACACAAAGAGGCGCAGGGAGCUGGACGAGGAGAAAAACGAACUGCAGAACAAAAAGGAGGAGUACCAGAGAGAUCUGGCCAGGCUGAGAGACAGCCAGAGGAGACUGGAGAGAGAGAGGGAGCAACUGUACACACAAUCACAGCUACGGCAAAAUGUUGAAGAUCAUCUCCAGCCGAGGCAGCGCACCUCCUCUACCGCCUCUGAGGACUCUCUGAAGCUCCAGAGCGCCACAGAGCCGGCUGAAGGUGUGGAGCUGUCCUCCUCUCCUUCCACCCACGACCUGCUGAGCCGACUCGACUCCAAACGCAAGAGCAAGAACCUGAACCUGUUCUCCUCCGGAUCUGGCCAGAAGGGCGGCGCCACCGCAGAGCCACAGAGCCAGAUGCCCUCCCGCCUGCUGCAGCUCGCCAAGCCCAAAGAGAAGAAGGAGAAGAAGAAGAAGAAAGGCAAAGGGCAGCAGAAUCAACCCACAGACGCGCAGGGUGCUGCAGAACCAGGAUCUUCUGCAGUUUUUUUCUGCUGAACUCAGUCUGUGUCCUCCACAGUUCCCACCAGAUCAUGUUCUUCCAGUGUUGGUCAGACAGAGGUGGUCAGACACAGCUUGGAUACACAGUGUGGAUGAAAACCCAAUGAAACUUCCCUUUUUGUGCAAAAACCUGCCAAGGCUCCUUAUUUUUCUCACUCUUUUGCGUUUUUCACACAAACACACACCCACGUCAGCACUCACUCGGGGUGAUUUUUAAUGUGUGACUUGUAGCUCGUCUUUGGGAAGGUUGGUGUCGGUAUGUCGGAACACGCUGGGCACUUUCUGGAAGCUUUUUUUUUUUUUUUUUUACCCACCCCUUUAUGUUUUAUUAAUUAAAGGGAGCAAAAAAAGGAGAUUUGAAACAGCAGGAGACAUCUGCUGGAUUCAUGGGUUUCCUCCAGGCCUCUGGGGGCGCUUUCAUUUUUACUGAAGGACACAUGACCAAUGGAACUGCUAAUGAUUUUUAACUUGUUUUUAUGUAAGUAAAAUCCAACCACCACUUGCGAUAAAAUAAGACUUUCUAGACUUUUUCCCCACUUUCUCCUGUUUUCACACUGUCCUCGUGAGACCAUUCAAAAGCCUUCAGAGUUUCUACCAAAAGUUUGGGGGCACCGAGCUUUUCACACUGUGUUUAAUGCAAAUUAGAUUUUUUUUCCCGAUUGUAGGUCCGCAGUAUUUUAACUUAUAAAAUAGAAAGCUGAUCUAAAAGCUGCGGUCUUACUUUUUUAGUUAAUUAAAUCAACGAUACUGAUGUUCAGUCUUGGGUUUAAUUCCAAAAGACUAAAUUAGUACUAUUAGUAUUAUAUAGUACUACAAGUAGUAUUGGAUGGGACUACUUGUAAUACUACCAUUAUUACAAAAAGCAAACCAGUUUCAUUACUGCUCUCUGUGUUUGUCUAAUAUUAGUGCCUUUUUGCUAAAUUUCUAAUCUUAUCCUUAAUAAUGUGGUUAAUUUUGUUCAGGAAAAAAUGUAUUUUCUGCACAUAUUAGACACAAUUUCUAAUUAUCUACUGAAUAUAACAUAUAUACAAAUAUAAACAAAGUGCCUUAAUGGUUUUGCACACCACAUUUCAUGUUUUAUUGUUUUCAAAUCUAUUAAAUUCAGUAAGAAAACAUUAAUUGUGUAUUAAUAUGUACAAGUAUGUGCCUGUGUAUACUUUGUGCGUAUUUAGUUGUGCGCAUGUAAAUGAUCUGUACAUGGAGUUUGACCAGGGCUGCCUAUAUAUCUGUGCCUACAACCGUAUGGCUGCACAUACUGUAGCUGCUCACUGUUAACUAAACAACUUACAAAACUAAAACAGUAUGAAAGACAGUGCAGCUUGGUGUCCCCAGACUUUUGACAGCCACUUUAUUCCCCCUCCUGUUAGCGCAGAGCAGCACAGUGGUGAUUCAGGGUUGAUGAGAUUUGAUCUACUGUAUGAAGGGAAGGAGAGAGGAGUGUGAGUGAACGCACACUUCAGUUUUAGUGAUGAAAGAGUAAUGAACUGAUGUAAUUGGGGUGUUUUUUUAUUUUUAUGUAAAUGAUCCCUCUUUUUUUAAAUCAAAAUAAGACUGAACAGAAGGGAGGGGAAUUACACUGAACGGGUGACGGCAGUUUUAAAACAGCAGUGUGCGCAUGUUUGUGUAUUAUUAUUGCGUUUCUUUAUGGAAUUUGAGUUUAUUUUAGCACUUUAUGAGGCACAUUCUGUUUAAAGGGGGCAAAGUAUCUGGCUUUAAUCAGAGAGAGACAAUCAGUCUGCUCCAAAAGACAAAACAAACCUGCUCAGAUGUUCUCAUAGGAAUGAGAACUGAGCAGAACCAUGAGAUUUACGUACCUUAUGAAUGUUGUUCAUAUAUAUUUUUAUUUUUUUUGGCAACCAAACACAGUACCUAUGAUGUGGGUAUUUUUGUAAAUCAAUGGAUUUAUAUAUUUAAUGAUAAUCCAGCUAAGGGAAAAAUGUUUAUCAGGUCACUGAUGGAUAUUAAUGAUGGAUCAUUUAUUAGAUGAGCGCUAAACUGCAAUAAAAUAUAUAUUAGUGAUUGAAAUCAUUAUAUCAAAUUAAAAAAUAUAUAUUUAACUUAUAAUCUUAUCUUACAAUUUCCUUACAACAAAAAUGCUUAAAAUGUGUUAAAUUAUAGUAAAACACAACUUAAAUAUGCUGACGACACAAAAAUUGAUAAAUAACAAUAUUCAGACUAGAUUUAAGAUGAUUUCACUUGCUAAUAUAUUAUUAUUUGCAGUGAAGACACUGUCUGCUCAGCUUUGAUUGGAGGAAAUACGCCAGUGUAUAAAUGCGUAUGUUAGUGUUUCUGUUAUUUUGCCCAGAUCGUUUGAAAUCUGGGUCCAGUGAAGGAGUCCUCGCCUGCAGGCCGGGCAUUUCUGUUACUCUGGGAAACAAUUUAGCCUGUCAGAAACAGAGAGAAUGACAUGAAUUAAAGUUUCAAAUGGGGAAAAAUAACAAUGGAAAGACAAUCCAGUCCUCUCCUGCCUUCCUAUUGGUUGGCGCUGAUGAAUGUGUCAUAGCUUUGAUGAUCAGAAGACACCACUUGUGUAACGUCUACGUUUUUUGCCAUGUAUCUUUUCUUUAAAGUAUAAUUGCAGCAUGGUGCUAAACUACCUAGACCACCAGGGGGCGCUCUGGCUGCUUUCAUUCAUACUGCUGCCAAACAAUGUAGAACCAUUUUUUUCUGUUCAUGUAAUGUUUAUCUGCUCCAGAGCGGCCACAUAUCAGCACACACUGAGUGCCUUUUAGCUUAUGGAGGAAUAGAGUCACAUAGAAAACUGAUCCCAGCCUUUAUUCAGAGGAUAUUUACAUAAUAUAUUCAUAAGCACUGAAUAACUUAAUUUACUAACAUCUUAUGUCAGCAUUCAUAAGAUGAUCUUAGAUGGUUUUGUUUGAGGUAAAUUAUGAUGUAAACUAAAAUGGGGCAUUGGUUUUAUUUGUAUCACUCUUAUGAAGCAUUGUAAAUUCAGACUGGAAAGCAUGUUUACCAGAUUUAACAUUAGUGUAAGAGCAUACAAAUAAUAUGAUAAAAUAUCAUAUACAGUAACUUCACAUGGAAAUACACUGUAUUGCCAAAGGUAUUUCCUGGAAAAUUCAUGGAAUUAAAAAAUGAAAAUUCCCAGGCCUGAAUAAGUUUUGGAAAAAUAAAAAUACCCAGAAAGUUUUGGAAAAGUCAUGGAAAAUUGCUCUACAAAUCUGUGUUUCAGUUUAUCGAUGGAGAAAAUCUAUUUUUUAGCUAACAAAUACAUCAGCUCAGAAACAAUUCAGUAAUUUAGUCUCUACACAAUGGAGCUCUCAGGAUCUGACACACAUUUUAUCAUUAAAGAUUGUGUGUCAACAUUUUAUCUGAUUCAUUUUAGACCUACUAUAAUCAGUUUUGAUUAUAGUUUAGUUGAUUUUUGGUUUCCUUGUCUGUGUCUGCACUGAUGUUUUAAAAAAUCGUACGGUCAUGAAAAUGUGCCUUGAAGGCCUGAAAAAGAUUUGAAGGCAUGAAAAAAAUGUAUUGGUUAAAUCGUUUAUGAACCCUGGAAUUUACUCACUCAUCCAAAUAAUUGAACUUAGGUUCCAAUCAAUUCCAUGGCCACAGGUGUAUAAAACCAAGUACCUAGCAUCCAGACUUAUUCUAAAAACAUUAAUGAAAAUUGGGUCGCUCUUGGAAGCUCAGGGAAUUACAGCAUGGAUCCACCUGUGCAACAAGUCCAGUCAUAAAAUUUCCUCACUACUAAAUAUUCCACAGCCAACUGUCAGUGAUAUUAUAACGCAGUGGAAGAGACUGGAAACGACAGCAACUCUGUGCUCUGUCAUUGUAAAAUGACAGCAACAGAGUGGGGUCAGUGGAUAAUGAGGAUUAGAGGAACCAACUUUCUGGUUCUUUCUAGCUCAAGAACAGCAGAGUGUAAAGAGCUUCAUGGAAGUCUUACAUCAACAAACGCAGAAUAGGCGAGCAGAUACUUCUGGCAAUAUAGUGUAUUACUUUAUUUUACUUCAACAGUGGUGUAAUCAGAAUACGCUAGUUUAGUUUAAAGGUCAUUAAGUCAGUGCAGUGUGAUUUUUACUUUACUGCUAUACUGCAAAAAAAUAUAUAUUUUAGUUAAUGCAACAAUCCUAAAGUACUGUUGUUUUUUUUGUAUUUCAAACUCUCAAAACUUUAAUUUUAGGUCUACUAAUUAUUUAGUACCUAUAUAUUUUUCAAUAACUGUGGUUAAAAAAAUAUCGAUGCUGUCCAAUGAAAAACACUUAUCUCCAAAACAGCAACUUUACAGGAGAGAGAAAAAACCUCAAUGUAAAAAGAUAUUAUUUCAUGUCAUUUUGAAGAGUUUCCAUUGGUUCGUUCAUCAAAAAAGUUUGGCAGAGUGUAAAAUGAUGUAGUAAACUAAAAAUCAAUAAAACUAAAAAUCAGGUGUUUUUAAUAGGACAAUGACAAUAUGCGAGAGUAUGAGGAAUUAAAGUACAGGCACAUACAGGCCUCUGGGGUUUGAGUUCUGAUGAGUAAUGAGAGUAUCGAGUGAAGUUUCCAUAUUUUACCAUCUUUCUCCAUGUUAAAAAUGUGUAGAAAUUAGUUAAAUAAUAAUCAAAUUCUAUCUUCCAAAAUUUCUAAAUAAUUUCUUCUUUAUAACGGGUAAUAUGAAUGGAACAAAUGUCUGCUAGUUUCAUGUAAAUGCUCUUGGAUACCAUUCCAUUGAGAUUCUACCUUAUAUGUUCUUCAUCAUCCUAUUAAUGCUGGCAUAAGGUGUUCAUAAAUGUAAUGAAGCCCAUGUGUAAGUAUCCUUCCAAUAGUGCUGCCAGUAAUUGUAAUAUAAGUAAAUGCAAAUAUCUUUAACAUGCCUUAACCGACUCAAUGCCUUCUCAUUCAACACCUCAACAAACGCCCACAUCAGGGAACAAAAAUGAAAACGGGGAAUUGUAUUAAUUCUAAUAAAAACCCAGCUCAUGCUCAUUAUAUAUUUGUGAACUGAUAUGUGUUGGGGAAUUUACAGAUUUACAGAAUGAAAUGCACUAGAUAACUAAUCCAUCACUCAGACUGCAGCGCUUCCUGCUUCAGUGUGCUCUGAAAAUUAAAGGGUAUUUACUAAAUGGUACCGUUUUAAUUUCACUUUGAAAUGUUGUGUAAAGAAGGGCAAAACGACAAUUUUGUAAAUAUCUUUAAUGUACAAAUUGUAAAAGUAUUAGUUGUGGAUUUUUUUUGUGAUUUGAUUCAAGCUUUUUAUAACAGCUCUAUUUAUCAGUAUUUGAUGAUAUAAAAAAAACAACAAUCUCUUAAUAAAUAACUGUUAGUGUA